This is a messenger RNA of Helianthus annuus (common sunflower), 1174 nucleotides long. RefSeq names its product NAC domain-containing protein 2. Gene Ontology annotation, molecular function: DNA binding. The record is from RefSeq and is a predicted model, not a curated record. The transcript is spliced from 3 exons. Gene Ontology annotation, biological process: regulation of DNA-templated transcription. Bases 125 to 946 code for a protein of 273 amino acids. Lineage: Eukaryota; Viridiplantae; Streptophyta; Magnoliopsida; Asterales; Asteraceae.
CAUUUCAAACAUAUUCACUUCUCUUCACCCUUCUUUUUUUCUCUAAACUCCUCACAUCUCGUAUCUUCAUUUAUAUACACUUUUAACAUAUUUUCUAGCACCCUUUUUCAUAACUUUUGUUAACAUGGUGAGAAAGGAUAACCCUAAUCUGCCUCCGGGCUUUCGGUUUCAUCCGACCGAUGAAGAAUUGAUCAUGUUUUACUUACGAAACCAAGCGUUGUCUAAACCUUGUCCCGUGUCUAUAAUCCCCGAGGUUGAUAUAUACAAGUUUGAUCCUUGGGAGUUGCCUGAGAAAACGGAAUCUGGAGAAAAAGAAUGGUAUUUCUUUACUCCUCGUGACAGAAAAUACCCUAAUGGGGCUCGACCCAAUAGGGCGGCUGUGUCGGGCUAUUGGAAGGCCACAGGGACGGAUAAAACAAUCUAUAGCGCGUCAAAGUAUGUUGGAGUAAAGAAGUCCCUAGUGUUCUACAAAGGUAGGCCACCAAAGGGUACUAAGACCGAUUGGAUCAUGCAUGAAUAUCGAUUGAACGAGUCAAGACCGCAACCCACUAAGAAAAUUGGAUCCAUGAGGUUGGAUGAUUGGGUCCUAUGUCGAAUUUACAAGAAAAAAAGUGCCGAAAGACCUUUAGAACAAAGAGAAGAACAUAUUAGUAAUCAAAAUGUCCCUAGUGAUGAUCACAAUGCCAUGGAGAUGCAAUCAAAGAAAAUUCCUAGGACAUUUUCACUUGCUCAUUUGUGGGAACUGGAAUCUUUAGGCUCCAUUUCGCAUCUUCUAGACGAUGACCAUACAAACUAUGACAAUAUUGGAGCCGCGGUGCCACAAUCAUCAACUUUGUUCCCUGAAACAAGAUUCUUGGAACCUCAUUUCGUCAAGUUUGAAGACGAAAAUCACAAUGCUUACUUGAAUCAGACAAGUUUUUAUAAUCCAAUGCUUCAGUUCCAAUGAUUCUAUUACACAAUGGAAUUGACAUUUAUAGAAAUACAAUGAUGAAAUAGUCUAUUAAAUAGAAUAGAAGUGGCAAAAAGAUAGAUAGUGUUAUAAUUGUAAAUGGGAGGUGAAAUGGUGUGUGUGUGUGUGUUGUGUGUUAGUUGUUUGGGUUGGGGGUGGUUUCUUUUUUAUUUUUAUUUAUUUUUUAAUCAAUAGUUAUUAACUUCAAAUGGUUUAAAGUUUUAA